CCUUCUUGAUCACUUUUCUGCUAAUCCUCUAAAAUCCCUUUAAUCAAGGUAUAAAUGCUGCCAUUUGGACAUCGCCUGAGUCACAAGAGGGCAAGGAGCAAGCACUGAAACCUUUGCCUGAUUUACUGACAACCACAGACAUGUCAGGUCUAAAUGGUUUUGAGGGGGAUAACUUUUACAUCCCUAUGAGUAACCGCACGGGGCUCGUACGGGAUCCAUUUGUUUAUGAGCAGUACUAUUUAGCAGAACCAUGGCAGUUUAAGCUCCUGGCUUGUUACAUGUUUUUUCUGAUUUGUCUGGGUCUCCCCAUCAAUGGCUUCACCCUUUUUGUCACGGCUCAGCACAAGAAACUUCGACAGCCGCUCAACUUCAUCCUGGUCAACCUGGCUGUGGCCGGAAUGAUCAUGGUCUGCUUCGGGUUCACUAUCACCAUUAGCUCUGCUGUCAAUGGCUACUUUUACUUUGGGCCCACAGCCUGUGCCAUUGAGGGAUUUAUGGCAACACUUGGAGGUGAAGUGGCUCUCUGGUCAUUGGUGGUGCUCGCCAUUGAGAGAUACAUUGUGGUCUGCAAGCCCAUGGGAAGCUUUAAAUUCUCAGCCAGUCAUGCAUUAGGUGGGAUUGGUUUUACCUGGUUCAUGGCAAUGACCUGUGCUGCUCCUCCUCUUGUUGGAUGGUCCAGGUACAUUCCUGAGGGGCUGCAGUGCUCGUGUGGACCAGACUACUAUACACUCAACCCCAAAUACAACAAUGAGUCCUAUGUUAUCUACAUGUUCGUUGUCCACUUCAUUGUCCCUGUCACUGUUAUCUUCUUCACUUAUGGACGGCUUGUGUGCACAGUCAAAUCGGCUGCAGCAGCACAGCAGGACUCUGCAUCCACUCAGAAGGCAGAAAAAGAAGUCACUCGAAUGGUCAUCCUGAUGGUGGUGGGAUUUUUGGUGGCCUGGACCCCCUAUGCCAGCGUUGCCGCCUGGAUUUUCUUCAACAAAGGUGCUGCUUUCACUGCCCAGUUCAUGGCCGUUCCUGCCUUCUUCUCCAAAAGCUCAGCUCUCUUCAACCCCAUCAUAUAUGUGCUGCUGAACAAACAGUUCCGUAACUGCAUGCUGACAACCCUGUUCUGUGGAAAGAACCCCCUGGGAGAUGAAGAGUCCUCAACUGUGUCAACCAAGACAGAAGUGUCCAGCGUGUCCCCAGCGUAGAGGCCUCUGUAUCAACACUGAUUCACCAUCAGAAAUCUCUGAACUUGACUUGCACUUCGGUUUUGCUUACAUUGUCUUCUCAACAAUCCACAGUAUGUGCUGACUGAGAGAUUUCUUUUGGUAAUGUUUGUAUUGUUUGCCUCUGUACCAAAAGCUUACUGACAAAGAAAUGAUGCCAACUUACAGCUCAGGAUGUCAGGAGUGUCACCCUGUUUUAAAGAUUUCUAUCCUCCUUUGGGGCUGUUUUGCUUUUUUUGCAGAUGUGUAUAUUUUAUAUACUGUACAUUGUGUAAAUAAAUUGUCCACAAAGAUUUUAAAAAGACAAAAAAAAAAACUGUAUGAUAGUAAUAAAUAUUGCAUUUUAAAAAUGUC
Molecule: messenger RNA, 1568 nt
Organism: Astyanax mexicanus (Mexican tetra)
Lineage: Eukaryota; Metazoa; Chordata; Actinopteri; Characiformes; Acestrorhamphidae
Product: green-sensitive opsin-3
Exons: 5
Coding region: 141-1196 (351 amino acids)
Biological process (GO): phototransduction; visual perception; G protein-coupled receptor signaling pathway
Cellular component (GO): photoreceptor outer segment; membrane
Molecular function (GO): G protein-coupled receptor activity
Source: RefSeq, a predicted model, not a curated record